GUCAGUUUUACAGACGUUAAAAAGGAGCGCGAAAUGGUGAAGUGGGAACACAUGAAGGCAAUGGACUACUUGCGUGAACCAUCUACAAAAUCUGGAGGAAAAAGAGGCGGCGCUGAGUCGAGGGCGGUGGUAUUUCGAGGAGGAGGUGCAGGACCAGGCCAGGGUCCUGUGAUGGAUCUGAAGAGUGAGAUGUCUAGCGUUACUGAGGUGGGUCACUCUUCCAUUGGGCGUCAUGGCCACCGUGUCUUCCUAUGGGAACUUUCCUUCUGA
Messenger RNA from Protopolystoma xenopodis, 270 nucleotides. NCBI's taxonomy places the organism in Eukaryota, Metazoa, Platyhelminthes, Monogenea, Polystomatidea, Polystomatidae. The record is from the annotation of a GenBank genome assembly.